Betta splendens (Siamese fighting fish) is the source of this 2161-nucleotide messenger RNA. RefSeq names its product T-cell leukemia homeobox protein 3-like. Gene Ontology annotation, biological process: animal organ development; regulation of transcription by RNA polymerase II. Gene Ontology annotation, cellular component: nucleus. The transcript has 3 exons. Gene Ontology annotation, molecular function: DNA-binding transcription factor activity, RNA polymerase II-specific; RNA polymerase II cis-regulatory region sequence-specific DNA binding. NCBI's taxonomy places the organism in Eukaryota, Metazoa, Chordata, Actinopteri, Anabantiformes, Osphronemidae. Bases 303 to 1151 code for a protein of 282 amino acids. The record is from RefSeq and is a predicted model, not a curated record.
GAGGGAUGGAGGAGGACGGAGCUGCUAGACGGAGCGUUUUGACGCGACGAGAGGAGGACAGAGCGUCACAUCUCUCCAAACGCCCAUCAAACUUUCAGCGCACCGUGUAGAGGACCCAGUCCGCCGAAAGAGGCCUGUUAGAGACAGCGAGGACGCGCUGGAGUCCGGACGCACGGCCGCACAGAGAUGGAGACACUACUGGCGAUGACUUUUGGUCCAGUUUGACGCGUGCCGUAAACCCCCCCCCUCAAAAAGCACCUUGUUCUUCCUCUUCCCCUCCUUUUCGCAACGGAGCGACAGGAAUGGAGCAAGCACCCAGCGCGCCGAGCCCUCCUCCCAAACCGACCCACCACGAGCCCAUCAGCUUCGGCAUCGACCAGAUCCUGGGAGCCGGUACGGAGCAAGAAAAUGGGCGCGCGACCGGAAGACAGAGCGCGUCCGAUCUGAGCAACGGGGACGGGUAUUACAGUUUAGGAAGCCCGACCGGGGCGAGUGCGCCCUCUUACACCGCGCUGUCCAUUUCUCUGUCUGGUAUAAUGCCCCCGGUGGAGGCUUCGGGUUCAUUUGGAGAGAGCAGGAAUCUGGGCAGUCGGGGAGUGAUUCGAGUCCCGGCGCACAGACCCGUGACAGCGUCGGGACCCCCAGCCCCUGUCCAGGGUGCUGUCCCUGGAUUUGGGGGUCUGUGCUUCCCCUGGAUAGGAAACAGGUUCGCCAAGGACAGGAUAUCAGCCGCCCUGGUGCCGUUCGCCGUCACUCGGCGGAUAGGACACCCGUACCAGAACCGGACGCCCCCCAAACGGAAAAAGCCCCGCACCUCCUUCUCCAGGGUCCAGAUCUGCGAACUGGAGAAGCGCUUCCACCGGCAGAAGUACCUGGCGAGCGCCGAGCGCGCGGCCCUGGCCAAGAGCCUCAAGAUGACGGACGCACAGGUCAAGACGUGGUUUCAGAACCGCAGGACUAAGUGGAGGAGACAGACAGCCGAGGAGCGGGAGGCGGAGCGUCAGCAGGCCAACCGGCUCAUCCUGCAGCUGCAGCAGUCCGCCCUCCAGAAGUCCCUCAGCGAAUCAGCGGUGUCGGAUCCACUGUGCGCCCAUAACUCCUCCCUUUAUGCCCUGCAGAACCUUCAACCCUGGGCCGAGGACAGGGAAUGAGAAGCAGCCACCGAGCUGUAAUCAAUAAGCAUCAUCUGUUAUCCCUGGGUGGAUGAAUAAAUUGAAUUAGGCCUAUAUGAGGACAGCGGGACUUGCUUUGAUCCAUAUGAUGGAGAAAAAAAUUAAUGCUGGAAAAGCAAAAUUGAAGAAGUAGUCUCAGCCUUUUGAGGGGAUGACUGUGAAAGUGGACCCGAAGUGAUGGUGAGUGAUCCCUGUCUCAAAGCAAAAGUGUGUUUCGCGGACUCAGUCUCAUCAACUCUGUACUUGGGAACAGUUUUCCAAAUCAGAAAGGAGAUAACAGAGGACUUGUCAUAAUCGUCCCAUGUCACCCUGUGAUUGUGUUUUAAGCUUGUACUUAUUCUGUUUACUGGAAUAAGUGAGAGAAAGAAAGGAGGCGAAUCAUUUUUGGAGACGUGACCGAAUGUUUUGUGCUCGAAACAAACUGAAAGACAGACUCUGCUCCAUUUCAGGAGAGAAAAAAAACGCCUUAAUAAAUAAUAGCAAGGCCUCACACACAACACAGACAAGAGUGUGAAAAAAAAUCUCCUGCUUUGUUUUAUUAAAAAUACACAAAAAACACACAUCACAGCUAAAACACAAUUCAGUGUUUCUGUUAAAUAGUUCUGGUGCUUUAAGCUUCUUCCAACCUCAUUUAUAAAUAUAUCCAACCCAGCUCCAAUGCAGCACCACAUUCACCUGCACAUACCCAGGCGUGGUGAGCCGUCCUACCCCAGUAAUGACGCCCAAAACCUCACAUUUGGGGGGAAAUGCUAUUGUGAGCAGUAAUAAAAGGGAAAUAAAUGUCAGAAUUAGUGGCGAGAGAAGUGCGGAAAAUAUGAAGGAGGCCGUGAGUGGGGUAAUAAAGGGAGUGAUGCAUGUUCCGUGAUGGUGGUGACAUUUUUUCAUAUGCACAGUAUCAUGCUUUAUUUGUGGGCUGCGUCCUUUCGAUGUACAACCUUUUUGUACUUUGAUUGUAUAUGUGUAAAUAACAGUAUAAAAAGUUCUUGUGA